Fomitiporia mediterranea MF3/22 is the source of this 2406-nucleotide messenger RNA. RefSeq lists its product as uncharacterized. NCBI's taxonomy places the organism in Eukaryota, Fungi, Basidiomycota, Agaricomycetes, Hymenochaetales, Hymenochaetaceae. The coding region runs from base 1285 to 2022 and encodes 245 amino acids. The transcript is spliced from 4 exons. The record is from RefSeq and is a predicted model, not a curated record.
AAGAUGCUGGUCGUCCACCCUUCUUCUACCUGCGACGUCUGCCUUGAAAGCUAUAUAAGCCGCCCAUCGAACCUGCCGCAUUCUAUUUCAUGCGGCCAUGUUUUCUGUCUAAAUUGUCUACAAUCAUUGCGACAGCACAUUUGCCCUCUAUGUCGCUCACCAUUUGAGUUAUCGGAGGUCCGGAGGCUUCACGUGGAUCGUAGUGAUUCACUGCAAAAUGCGCAGGGAAGACUUAGCCCACGAACAACAGACCAACAGCGGCGCGAGCUUCCUUCGGACAAUGCGCUCGGGUUAGUCGAUGACAUCCCUCGGGCAACGCAACUACAGCGGAAAAUCUCAGAAUUAGUUUUGAGAGGCACCUUUACCGGCAGUGGUCGGGAACGCGGUGUACGUGAGUUUAUCCAGGAGAUACACGCUUUUCUGGUUGCUGAACCGCAAGAAAUGCAUGCGAACCUCCGAGCAUCAUUCCUUCUACUUUACCGAUUCACUGACCUUCAGGCGAAGCAUCGACAACUUGAGUCUAGCACAUUUGACCUACGGACCGAAAACUCCCGUAACAAACAAGUAAUAAUCGAUUGGGAACAUCGUUAUCAUGAUGUCCAACGGAGCCGUGCUCGUGAUCAAGAAUCAGCGAGAACCGUCGAAGCGAGUCUUAGAGAGCGCUUGCGAAUAGAAGAAAUUGAAUGGCAGAGGUAGUACGAUUUUAUCUCCGAAGAAUGUGCCAAGCUGCGCGAGGAGAUAGAUAGGUUCCGUCUUUCAUCAGGCGGUAGUCGGGGUGACACUCGAAAGCGUCAUCGAUCCUCAUCGACCACACAAAUCCUAUAUCCUGGGGCCGAGGACAAUGUGACUUCGUCGAAUAGUUGGGACAACUCUCUCAAGGGUUCAAGGGCUGACAAGGACCGCCGACCGUCGCAGUCGAAAGAUGACAUUGACGUUUUCGGUCACUUCAGUUCUGACCUGUUCCAUAUCUCGCCCAUUCCGGGAAAUAUUUCGCUGUCUCUCAGCAAGCAAAGCUCAGAUUCUGGUGACGAGACGACGGUCGAAAAGUACAGACGACGAGCACCAGAGUCUCCGACCCGGACAAGCUCAAGUUCGAGUAGUAUCUCACGCGCAUCAGACUCCGCUGCGGCACUGAAACUAGUCCCAGCUGCCAUUCCGGUACCAGCGGCUUCAAAUCGUCAACGCAGCGAUUCCAACCCGAAUCCGACUCGCACACGUGAGAGGUCGAAAGUCUAUCGGUUUGAGAGCCAGCUGGAGGUUUCGUCUUCAGCGCCGAGCAGCUACAUGUACCGUGCACCCUCUCCAAAUCGAGCACUUUUCCCGGGAACUCCACUUCCUGAAACUCCUGUGCAGGACGGUACUUCGCACGAUGAUGAUGCGUCGCAUGUUAUGCGGCUGUAUUCCUUGCUUGAGAAGUCCGUGCCUAUUGUCGACCCGCGUUUGACAAGUGACUUCAGCCCUCUCAACAGGACACACGCUGCUGGACCCAGACAACAGGAUUCCCGGCCAUCUCUUCCCCGCAGCAUGAGCUACCAGAAUGUUCGCACGUCGGAUUUCAGUACCACUGCAUCUCCUACAUCUAUUCCCACGGCUGUUACUCGGGUCUCUUCGUCUUCUGUACGCAGGUCCCAACCACAUAUGCAAGUCCAAACAUCACUACUCUCCGCUACCCAAUUCCAACAAACUUCCGUCUCUUCACCACAAACACCCACACAGGGUCAGACUCAGCUCCAAACGUCAGAGGCAACCUCUCCGGUUCAGAGAACACCACCCCGCCCCGUUCUCCCACAUAUGCACUCAUACUUCUACAGUCCUACUCCUGCAAAGCCAGUAUCCCCAAAGGAGAACCGAGUCGGCGUCCGCGGUACAUUGCCUCGUCGUGGAUCGCUGUCGAGCGCCAGCGCGGCAGCUGCGCUAGCCGCUGGCCCAGGCUCGUCCAGUACUGUUCUCCCAUCCCCACUGAGAUCUUCGGGAAAGCCACAAGCACAAGGCCUCUUCGGCGGUCAAGACUCCGAUUACUAGGCUACUCAUUCAUGCUUCUCAUUCUUCACUGCGAGCCGAGCUCACACCCAUGUCAGAAGUCUGAUAUUGUUCCCAAUUAUAAGUGGAAUUGAUUAAAGCCCUUUCAUAUGCACGCAUGCCGAUUUAUUUUGGAAGAGUCAUUUCCCGCUGGUCGCCUCUUGCACACAUAUUUCCUACUUCUUCGCAUUAUUAAAAUAUUUGUAUUCUUUGUUAUGAGUUCUUUUACUCAUUCACAUGAGCACUGGAUUAGGACCUUGUAUAUUCCUUCCGGGCUCCUUCUUUUCCACUCUUCUAGGCCAGGUGUCCUUGCUUCUCAAAUGCCCCCUUCCUUCCGCCUUCUCUCUUCCGACAGGCGAUUCUUGUUCCGUAUGCUGCCCGUAUCCC